Messenger RNA from Maudiozyma saulgeensis, 2421 nucleotides. The record is from the annotation of a GenBank genome assembly. NCBI's taxonomy places the organism in Eukaryota, Fungi, Ascomycota, Saccharomycetes, Saccharomycetales, Saccharomycetaceae.
AUGGAUAAUAUACUUCAGGUCGAGGAUAUAGUAAAGAAUAUAGUGGCUAACCUAAAUGCGAAAGAUUAUAUUAAUUUUAAAUGUACAAGCAAGAAGGUAUACAACACGUGGAUUAGUAAAGAAACUGACUACAUCUAUUUCUCAAAUAAACUGAAACAAAUUGGUCUUGAUGAGGAAUCUAUUGAAGAACCAUCAGAAAACAAAUUAAUUGAUGACGUAGCAUAUACUGAUAUUACUGUGAUCAAUGCUUUUGAAAAAAUCAAGAUAUUCAACAAACAAAACUAUUUAACAAUCUACAAAGUUCUUUAUCAAACAUUCAAUGAUUAUUGUGAAAACCUCUAUACAAAUAAACUUGCAAAUUUUUUCCCAGUACAAUAUGAAAGUGAUCCACUUCAACAGAGUCAAAUUCUACAAAACAUUAUUCGUUUUAAUGUCUCCAAUAAUAAUGAUUUUGAAUAUUUUACUAAAGUUGUGACAAAUUUUAACAUAUUGAAAGAAAUAUUCAUCAAUUCGUGUUUAAAUGAAAUGGAAAUAAAUUACAAUGAAACAGAAUAUGCAAUUGUUGGGAAAUUUACCAAAGUUCUUUUAACUUUUGGUGAACAAAAUAUGGUGAUCGAUUUUUUUAAUUCUAAAAUCGAAUACCCAUCACCACCUUCUCUACCUACGCCAAACGUAGAGACAACAAGUAAAACUACUGAUACUAAAACUAAUAGUUUUUCCGAUGAAGAGUUGAUCGAGAUAUCAAAACCUUUGAAAGAGUUUGUGAAAAAAAAUAUAAAUGUAAUCGAUUUAUUGUUUGAGGAAAAUUAUCCGAUGUUCACCAAUUUUUUUGAAACAUUUAUACAACAAUCGUUAAUACCUUUUACCAAUGAAAUAUUAAAGGAUAAUGGAAACGAAGAUACAUUUAUUAAUGAAUUCCCUUUAAUAUAUUCUCAUAUUAUUGAAGAAUUCUGUACAAAUUUGAGUUAUUCUAUAAACGGUAGCAUGAAUGAAGAUAAUUUAAACAAAGAACAACGAGAUAAAUUGUUCCAUGAAAGAGUAUAUGAUUUAUUGAACGUUUACUUACAACCCAAUAUUUUAAAAUAUUUAGACCAAUCAAGUAUUCAAUUUGAAAAAAACAUUCUUAAACAAUUCAAUAAUUUUCAAAUCGAACAAAAAGAAAAAUCUGAAAAUGAGAUAUUAAAUUUAACAGCUGAAAAUUCAACUAUAGAUUUGAACGAAAACCAAAAUAAGAAUGGUGAUAAAUAUAAUUUCUUGGAUUCAUUUACGAAAGUUUUUGGGAUUAGCAGUAAGACAUCAAAGGCUGAACAAAUGAAUGAUAAUUUAACGAGUCUAAUGAAUAACAGUUUACGUAAUAUUAAAAACCUGAUAAAUUUAGAAUUAUGCCUGACUAUUGUUAGACAAACUCAAACAAGGAUUGAUAUUUUUUUACAAUUCAAAGCCUCAAAGAACCUUACUUCAAUAAUUAACGAAAAAUGUGAAAAUAUCUUUAGAAUAUUAAUAAAAUGUUUAAAUGAAAACCAUAUUCAACCCGCAUAUGAAAAAGCUAUUUCUUUAUUACAAAGUUAUGACAUUAACGAUUUACCCAUUAAUGAUAUAUCCAAACCUUUAGACAGUAAAAAAAAUGCUACCCAAUCUGUUGAACCAUUAGUUAAUUUUGCAGAACUUAUCAAUACUAGUGAUAUUAUUUUACAAAUGAUUUCAAUUUUCUACAGGAGUGAAAUGGUUACAAAAAAAAUCAUAGACCCAACAAAAGAAGCUAAGAAAAAUAUAUUUGAAAGUGGAUUAUUACAAACUAAGAAAAAUUUUGAAUCCACAGUAGAUAAUUUCGUUGCUGAUGGAUUAAAUAUUGGUAUCAAUAAAUUAGUUGAUCAAAUCAAUCAUACAUUCAAGACUGUACAACUUCCUACAGAUUAUUAUCCACCAACGCAUAAAAAUACAGUAGAGAUUAAACCUACAGAAUGUUGUAGAAAGACAGUUACUUUAUUGGAUAAUCAUUGUUUUUUAUUAAAUGGUGCCACAGAUAAAGGUACCAUUGAUGUAUAUCAACAAGAAAUUGGUAAAAGAUUUUUCAAUAUUUUAGUAGAACAUUUAAAGACCCAAAUCAUUUCUACUGAGGGGGCAAUAAUACUUAUUUGUGAUAUGAAUCUAUAUUUUGAUUUUUUUAAUCAAAAAUUAAAACAAAAAUCAAUUAUCCCAUAUUUUCAAGCAUUGAAAAAUGUAAGUAAUCUAUUUUUAAUAGACGGUAAAGAUUCCAAGGAACUGGGUAAGCUUAUUGGAGAUUUAAAUAAAUUCCAAGGUAUAUUUUCACAAGAAGAAAUAUAUGAAUUUGUACAAAGGAGACAAGAUUGGUUGUCCGUUAAGAGAGACGUCGAAAAGGUUAUGUACGGCCUCGGUCUCAAGGAUUGUGUACUCAUGUAA